This is a messenger RNA of Penaeus indicus, 9036 nucleotides long. RefSeq names its product serine/threonine-protein kinase WNK1-like. The coding region runs from base 776 to 8509 and encodes 2577 amino acids. Gene Ontology annotation, cellular component: cytoplasm. Gene Ontology annotation, molecular function: potassium channel inhibitor activity; protein serine/threonine kinase activity; ATP binding. Gene Ontology annotation, biological process: monoatomic ion homeostasis; negative regulation of sodium ion transport; positive regulation of potassium ion import across plasma membrane. Lineage: Eukaryota; Metazoa; Arthropoda; Malacostraca; Decapoda; Penaeidae. The transcript has 22 exons. The record is from RefSeq and is a predicted model, not a curated record.
CGUUUUAAGAAGUGAGAGAGCCAGACAGGGCGCCGUGCGCUCGGCAGGCGAGCCAGAGGGAAACAGCGGGUGGCGGGCGCGCGCGGCGCAGCCCCGAAAGGGAAAAGCGAGAGGCGAGGAGAGAGCGACGGCGAGCAGGAAGGCGGCUGGGCAGCCCGUGUCGAGGGCACUCCCCAGCCCGCCGCUCUCAGUACCCGCCGUGCCCUCGCGCCGCCGCCACCUGCUGGUCUCAUGUUGCACACCUGUUGAAUCGUUUCUGCUCCCGCGCCCUUCUUACAGCCUCUAUCAGCUUGCACCGGGCGGCUGCAGCAGCACCGCGCCUCGCCCGCCGCCGUGCAGCAGCUGUUUCGCGAGUGACCGAGGAACGCCGUGGCAUGGUCGAUGCGAACCUCGGAGUGCAGAGGAUGCCGAGUGCAAAGUGCGAGGAGCUCCUCUUGCUUGUGUGUGCCUACGUGUGCCUGCGUGUGCCGUCGGGAAGCGUAGCAUGAGCUUGUCGUCGGUUCCUACGACCCGGGGAGAGUGUGUAGUGUGCGCCGCGACUCGUUCUUCCGCGGGCGCCUGCGGGAAAUGUGUUUGUGAGUGCAGUGGGUGACCUUUGAGCGAAAUCUCAAGAAGAUGAGUGUACUUGGCGUGGCGGCAUUGCAUUGGGAAGUUCAUAUAUUUCACAGGUCUUUCGUGAAGAAGUUGACUGUGGGCGUGAUCAGAUAACGGCCAGAGCGAGAUGGAAACGCGGAGCCAACCGAGCCGCGGCCGGCGCUGGUGAGCGUGGCGCUGCAUGUGGAUGUGCUUGUGGUGGUGGCUGGCGGCUAUGGGCACAGGACCCUCGCUCAAUACCGUGGGCAGCCCGCGGCGCCACUGCCAACGUGCCCCGAGUGUGCACAGCAUGGAGGAGGGCGGCCGGGGCCCCGUCUGGCGCACCUGGUGCGGUUGCCUGCGCUCCCGAGCGGCCGCGCGAACACCCACCCGCCAGUACCAGGCGCUGGACCGAGGCCGCGACUCCCCGUGCGCCGCCUCGGCCUCCGCCAGCCUCAACCUGCGCUCCGUGGUGGCCAACCUCAGUCCGCUCCCCACCUCCUGCACCUCGGCCACCUCCACCACCACCUCCACCACACUGACUGAACCUUUACUGGCCUCGCGAGAACUCACGCCCGCCAUCCUCCCGAGGGACAGUGUUAGGGCCCUGGCCUCGCAGGACUCGGGCUCCUGCUCCUCGGUCAUGACCUCUGGCGGAAGCGCGGCCUUAGACCACCUUCUGCCCACCAGGGACGCCUCGCCCGACGCUGACACCAUGGGCGCCGCCCUCUCCGCCUCGUCUCUGCCUGGCGCCCAGGACUCCAGACCCCCGUCGGGUGCCCAGGACGCCGCCUCCGCCCCGGUGGCCACCAAAGUCCGAAUCACGACCCGCGAGAUUCGGCCGACGGUGCUGUCGGUGGCGGGGGCGCUGGGGCGGCAACCCGUGACGAGGGUCCGGGUGACCACGCGAAGGGGCAGCAUCUCGAAGAAGCAUGUCGCCGAUGGGGCCCCCGAGCUCACGGUGACCACCCGCAGGGACAGCAUCUCCAAGCAAGGCAUCGACGCUGCCCCUGAGCUCACAGUGACCACGCGGAGGGGCAGCCUCUCCAGGCCCUCCCUUGACGCGACCCCCGAGCUCACGGUGACCACGCGGAGGGGCAGCCUCUCCAGGCCCUCCCUUGACGCGACCCCCGAGCUCACGGUGACCACGCGGAGGGGCAGCCUCUCCAGGCCCUCCCUUGACGCGACCCCCGAGCUCACGGUGACCACGCGUAGGGGCAGCCUCUCCAAGAAGCAUGUCACCGCCGACGGGGCACCCGAGCUGACGGUGACCACGCGGAGGGGCAGCCUCUCCUUGCAGACCCUCGACGCGGCCCCCGAGCUGACGGUGACCACGCGGAGGGGCAGCACCUCCGUGCAGGGCAUCGAAGGGGGGCCGGGGGUGCUGGUGACCACGCGGAGGGGCAGCGCCUCCGUGCAGGGCAUCGAAGGGGGGCCGGGGGUGCUGGUGACCACGCGCAGAGGCAGCGUCUCCAAGCAUGGCGUCGAAUUGCCCCCCGAGGUGACCGUGACCGCACGCAGAGGCAGCUUCUCGCAGGAACGGAUCAUCGAAGUCGGCCCUGACCUGACGGUGACCACGAGGAGGGCCAGUCUGUCGCAGGAGCAGAUCUUCGAGAUGGUCCCUGACCUAACGGGGACCACGCGGAAGGGUACUCUGCAACCUGAGCAGGUCCUGGAGGUGGUCCCCGAUUCGACGGCGUCCUCGCGGAGGGGCAGCCUGGCCCAGGAGCAGGCCCCCGACGGCGUCCCCGAGUUCCUGGUGGCCAACCGCAGGGGCAGCCUCUCCAGGAUCUCUGCGUCUCAGCUGGACGUGGCCGGCGAGCUGAGGGUGACCAAGGUGGUCAUCCCCGGCAAGGAUUCGCGGGAUCUCACACGGUGCGGUCAUGGCGGCGUGGUGGGCGGGGUGGGCGGCGCGGGCGGCGGCAGCGUAACGGGGAGCGGGUGGCGCGCCGCCCCGAAGUCUGGGGGCGCCGCUUCCGGACCCGGGUCGCCGCCUGCGAUGUCCAAAGGCCGCUCGCGGGUUUCAUCCACAGCGGCCUCCUCCACUGCCUCCACCCUCUCCACCGCCACCACGACGACGCUCUCCACCAACGCCCCUCCCUCCAUGAACGGUGAGCGGCGCGCGGGCGUCGAGGUGGUCGCGCCCUCCAACCGGCGGGGCCCCGUGCGCACCUCCAACACCUUCACCUCCAGCAUCAAGGGCCUCUUGCAGCAGCGCGAGGACCACGGCGGCGGCGGCGUCCUGUCGUCCAUCCGCCGCUCCCUGCCGCAGCGCCAGCGCUCCGCCUCGUCGCACGGCGAGGGGCGGCCCGGCCAGGAGGAGGGCGGGGUGGGCCGCCGCUCCCUGCCCCCCCUCCGCAUGGCCGGGGGCCCGUCGCCGCGCGGCCGCCGCACCGGCAUGUCGAACAAGCGGCGGCCGGCGAUCCCCGAGGAGGACAAGGAGGCGCUGAACGGCGAGGAGGCGGCCCCUCCGCCCCCGCCCGCGAGCGGCGUGGGCGUGCGCCGCCAUUCGCCGCGGCCGAGGCGCGCCCACAGCGUGCAGGAGGAGCGGCAGUCGCCUGCGCGCGACCGCGUGCCCAAGCAGAACAGUGCUGAAGAGGCGGCACUGGACGCGACGGAGCCGUCGCCGGUGCAGCCGCCGGGGGACGACGCGCGCCUCGAGGAGGACGCGUCGCUGCCCAAGGACGGCGAGGAGAGAACCCGAGAGGCGGGGACGCUCACGGAAAAAGAGAAAGUGGAGUGUGAAAGAGACGAGAAAGACAAGGACGAGCGCGAGGAAGACGAGCGCCGCCAUGUGGUCGAGGAGGAGGACGCCGAGGAGGCCGUGGACGCGUCUACCGACAGCCGCUUCCUCAAGUUCGACCACGAGAUCGGCCGCGGCUCCUUCAAGACGGUCUACCGGGGCCUCGACACCGACACUGGCGUCGACGUCGCCUGGUGCGAGUUGUUGGAGCGGAAAUGGAACAAGAACGAGCGGCAGCGGUUCCGAGAGGAAGCCGAGAUGCUCAAGGGUCUCCAGCAUCCCAACAUUGUGCGCUUCUAUGAUUACUGGGAAGUGCCCAGCCCAAAGCGGAGAUGCAUCGUCCUCGUGACGGAACUCAUGACGUCCGGGACACUCAAACAGUAUCUGCGUCGACUACGCAAAGUAAACCUGAAGGUGCUAAAGAGCUGGUGCCGGCAGAUUCUAAAAGGUCUCCAAUUCCUUCACUCUCGUUCCCCUCCUAUCAUUCACCGAGAUCUCAAGUGUGACAACAUCUUCGUCACUGGAACUACCGGAUCUGUCAAGAUAGGAGAUUUGGGGCUUGCUACUUUGAAGAACAGAUCCUGUGCCAAAUCUGUUAUUGGUACUCCGGAGUUCAUGGCACCUGAAGUGUAUGAGGAGCACUACGAUGAGAUGGUGGAUGUGUAUGCUUUUGGCAUGUGCAUGAUGGAGAUGGCCACAUUGGAGUACCCCUACAAUGAAUGCUCCGGACCUGCCCAGAUCUACAAGAAAGUGACAACUGGUGUACGGCCACAAAGCUUCUUCAAGAUUGAGGAUGAAGAUGUGAAAUAUAUCAUAGAUUGGUGCACAAGAUUACACAAUGAGGAGAGACCAACUGUGAAAGAUCUUUUAAACCAUGAAUUCUUCCAAGAGGACACAGGCAUCAAAGUUGACCUGUGCAAUAAAGAAGAAGCUGUUGCCUCCGAUUCAGGAAAAGUUGUGCUUAGGUUACGAGUAGUUGAUGCAAAGAAGAGAAAAGACAAACAUAAAGAAAAUGAAGCUAUUCAGUUUGACUUUGACAUAAAUAAUGAUAACCCAGACAAGAUUGCUGAAGGCAUGGUUAAGAUGGGGAUGAUAUUAGAGGAAGACGAGAGGUCUGUGUCCAAGAUGAUCCAGACACAAAUCCAGAACAUCACUCGGGAGCGCGAGGAGAGGCGCAAGAAGGAAAAUAUGGAAAAGGAGAAACUGCAAAUGGAAGAACAGCAAAUGCAGAUGCAACAGCAGCAACCACAAGCACAAACACAGCAACCACAACAGCCACAACAACAGCCACCACAGCAGCAGCCACAGCAACCUCAGCAACAACCACAGCAACAACAGCAGCAACCACAACAACCCACACUACAACACCAGACAUCACUCCCACAGCCGACACCCCAAGUGCAACAGACAACACAGCAACAGGCACAACCAAUACCUGUGGAGCAGCAGCAGCCACAGCAGAGUCAACAAGCACAACAGCAGGCAACACAGCAGCCACAGCAGCAGACUCAGCCACAGCAGCAACAGCAAACUCAGCAACAGACGACUCAGGAUGGCCAGACACAGAAGACUACAGAGUCAAUUAUCUCUGCAGAACAGCAACAAGGGGAUGGGGUUCGAGAAUCUGGGUAUUACACCCUCACAGCUGGAACUGAGGGACAGCAGACCAUUACACAGGAUGGACAGUUUUAUGGUGGAAACUACAGAUAUGGUAGCUACCAGAGCAGUUCCUCCCAGUACCAACCUGUGAGCGCUGCCUACCAGCAGCCCCAGUACCAGCAGGCUCUCAGCACUACUGGUUCAUCUGUCUCACAGGCCUACCUGACCACCACUGCUUACCAGCCAGUUCCACAGCAGCCGCCGCAGCAGCAGCCGCAGCAGCAGCAGCCACCUCAGCAACCAGCACAACAGCCACAACAACCUCCACAACAACAAACACAGCAGCAUCCACCUCCCCAAUCCACUCAACCACAGGUAGAUCAGCAGCAACCACAGCCUCCACCACAGCCACAACCACAACAGCAGCCAGAAUAUUACAGUCAGAUUAGUUCACAGGUUGGGACUGGGAGCCAGGCUCCCUUGAUGACCUCCCAGCACCCCAUGGUUAUACCGCAGUCCCAGGUGCUUUCCUCACAAGGUGUUAUAAUUGGUUCACCACCUGUGGUGAUUGCCUCUCAGCCCAUGGCAGUGCUCAGCCACCCUUUAGUCAUGGCAUCUGUACCCAUGGUAGUUUCUUCUAUUCCCUCUGGUGUGAUGUCUCAGCAGCAUAUUUCUCAGCCAACUGUACCUGUCAUGUCUCAACCCACUGGCCUGACAUCACAGCAGCCGGUGAUGUCCACCCAACAUGUACUUCCUCCUCCAUCUGCUGGACAAGCACUGCAGGCACAGACGGUGUCACAGCCACAGCCGCAGGGAAUGCCCUCCCAAGCUGCUGCUGGCUCUGAGACACAGCCAGUCAUAGCUCAGCCAAUGGUUGUCCCACAGCCAAUGGUUCCUCCUCAACCACUAGUUGCUUCACAGUCAGUGGUUACUUCACAACCACUGGUUGCUUCACAACCACUAGUAGCCUCUCAACCACUUGUUGCUUCACAGUCAAUGGUUACUUCACAACCACUAGUUGCAUCACAGCCACUAGUUGCUUCACAACCCCUUGUUGCAUCUCAACCUUUGGUUGCUUCGCAGCCACUUGCUGCUUCACAGCAGUUGUUAACUUCUCAGCCUGUCGGAAUGCCACAAACCCUUGGGGGAACUCCCCUAGUGGUUUCAGUGCCUCAGGUCACAGCAGUAGUUGCACCCACAGAGCACACUCUGAGCUCUACAGCAGCAAGUGGGGCUAGUGGAUUAAGCCUGCCCAGCAGCUCAGCGCAGCUGGUGCAGCCAACCAGCCUUGUGCCACCUUUGUCAUCGGCUGUGCUUGUCCAGCCAGCAGUGUCAGCAUCAGUGUCUGAGGUGACCUCAUCAAUGCAGCCCAGUGCAAUGCCGGCACAGCCAGAGGAUGUACCCUAUCACUUACCAGUUACAGCCUCUCAGCCUACAGUGAUUACCACGCAGGCUGACUCUACACAAAGGAUAGCAUCUUCUGAACCAAGUGUAACAGUGAUUCAGCAGGGGACAUCAGCAUCACAAGUUGCAGCAUCUGGUUCUAUGCCAGGAGUCCCCGCCUCCCAGCCAGUUGUUCUACAAUGUCAGCCUUCCGUGGUGCCAUCACUGCCAGGAGUUGUGCCUUCAGUAACACCUUUUGGAGCAUCCCAGCCAGCCUCUGCAGUGGCCAGCGAAGCGAGCCAGCUGGAGAGUUCUCCUUCACCACAGAUCCUCGCAGACACCUAUUCACACCUCCUCAAUGACAGCGCCGCCUCCGAGUCGGAGUGCAGCGAGCACCCGGCCGACGGCUCCUCCAGCCGCCACCACAUGGAGCGCAAGAAGAUUCGCAAGAAGAAGACGCUCGACCGCUUCCCCAAGCUGACAGUCCUGAGCGUAACGGAAACCAUGGUCGAGUGUCAGCUAGAAACUAUAAAGCAGAAGACUAUCACCUUCAAGUUUGACAUAACAGAUAAUGACCCUCAAGAUGUAGCCAACAAACUGGUAAUGACUAAUCUCCUACCUGGAAACCAUGCCGAAGUCGUGAUCAAUUACAUAGAGGACAUCAUCAGACAGCUUCAGGCCAACCCCAAUGUUCUCCCAGUUGUGUCCACCCCAGGGCUCGACUCCAGAAGUCAGCAUCAUUCGCAGGAUGGCCACACACGCUCCCCCUCAGCCUCUCGACGCCACAGGGACGAUCCUGAAGCACGGGCUCGCUACCUGGCCAGGAAGCUGAGUCGGUCCUCCCCUAAACGGCGACGACGACACAGCUCACACCGAGAGGAGGGAGGUGGGGACAGUGCCCCAGGAACCCCAAGCAAGCAGGUCGAAGGGAGAGAAUCCUCCCCACAAGUGCAGACAAGCCCUGUGCGGCAGCCACAGCCCACUCCAACACAGCAGGAACAGCAGCAGCAACAGCAAACUCAGCAGACUCCUCAGCAGCAGCAGCAGGCAGUAGUUACUCCAGCCGCAGUGUGUGCUCCACAGCAAUCAGCCACUUCAAUUCAGCCGGCACCACAGCAGCCACAGGCUUUCAGAAAAUCUCGCUUCCUGGUGAGUCCUGUGGUAGAAAGCAAGCAACUACCCGGAGAUGACGUAGUUGGUGGGUCUGUAGGGUCAGUGGGUACUUCUCAGGGCCAGCCUGCCGUGGCUCCCACUCCCUACACUGACGAGUCCCCACAGUCAGAUUCAAUUCCUGCCUCAUCUGCUGCUGCUCAGCUUCUUAACCUGCCAGCCUCCUCUGCCUCUGUUGUUACUCCCACAACACAAGACCAACAGCAGAGCGAUGGUUUGGCGGCUAGUGUCAGUGCCAGCAGCACCUCAGUUGCCCCGGCACCCGUCUCACAGAGUGGGUCGGGCGGCCCAACACCCCCCCAUCAUUGCACGCCUGAGAACACCUACAUGGCUGAGCAUCAGGCCAGACUCUCACAGCAGAAUUCUUUGGAGAAAUAUGACAGUAUAACUUCAAACAGCAAUCUGUCAGAGCUGGCACGGAAGCUGCAGCAGUUAGGUACCUCCGGUGGCUCCUGCCCGCCCCUCUCGCUGCCCCCCGCACACACUGUGCCCCCCUUCUCAGCCCCGUUGUCUGCCCCAAGCCACCCAAGCACUCCCAUUUCUCUUGCGACUCAGCCGGCCUUCAACCAGGAACUGAACAUGCAGCUGGCUGGGGUGCUGAGUUCUGGUGCAGCGCGGCACACUCGAGCCCACUGGUCGCCAUCCAUCAACUACAAAACCUGCCCUGCCUUCUUCCACGUUCUGGCACCAGAGGGUGGUGGUGGUGGUAGUGAGGGCAGCUGUAGUGGUGGCGGUGGUAGCCUGGGCGGGAUGACCAUGACCACUCCGGGCGUCCCAGUCCAGGAGGCUAAUGUUGUGACGCAGCCUCAGGGGCCGCACUACACAAACCGCACAACAGAUAUUCCCCCAUCUGAGGUUGUUCACCAGGUUGCAUGUGAGGUGGAGAGUCUGGAGUGCAAGCACUCCCUCCAGCUGCCUCCAGAUCCACUCCACAUGCAUCCACACCAUGGUGGUGGAGCGGGUGGUGCCCUCACCAUUGUGGUAACUCCCCCCAUACCACAGCUGAGCCAGGGCUUGCUGCCGCAGCCUCAGGUAAUUUAGCUGUUCAUUCAUUUCACGUUGGGUGUGUGUGUCCAGGUGUAGGUGUGGUGCCUCUUAGUUAUUUUGUGUUUUUAUAUUCUUCUUUUUUCUGUCUGGAGUAUUUUGUGGGCAUGCUUUCGUCUGUUGUUUUUUGGGAUCUAGUUGUCUAUGGGCUCUGUUAUUACUUUUGUUUUUCUUUUCAUUUCAGUCUUUCCCCUUUAUUUUAUUGUUUUGUUUUUAGCUGUGUUUAUAUAUAUCUGUAGCUUUAUAUAUUUUUUUAUUUGAACUGAAAGUUGUGGUGUAUAAGUGUUGUUGUGUGCAUAUAUCUUCUCCAAGAUAUCUACCCCACUGGCUGUAAAAGAGUGAUGCACUGUCUUGUACUUUUUGCAGCAGCAUUUUAAUAUUGAUAGUCUGUGUAAUCGUCAAUAAUGAUACUGUAUGGCUCCUUCUUUACAUAGGUGAGGGAGAGCUGAACUUUUUUUCUGUUUUUUGUGCCUUCUGAUUAUGUACAAGAUAAUUUACCAGGUCUUUUGUGCUCCCUUUAUGUG